AUGGAGAUGCAGUGUCGCGGACGGGUGGCUGGAGCAAUGUGGCUGGGGCUGGUCUUGUUGGCCUGUGCGACACAGUCGGAAGGUAUGGCUGUGCCUGCCAGCAUGGAUGUGGUCGAUGCGAACAAUGGGACUACACCGUCGCCAAACGCCACAUCUAGCUCAACCACUGUCAUGAACAGCACUGCAAUGAGCACCACAGCGACAAACACGACAGCAGCGCCACCAACAACAACAGCGGCGCCAGGCAAUACGACAGCAACGACAACGCCAGUUGUGACAACGUCUACCACGGCAGGCAACACAAAUGUCACGACGACAACGCCCGCAGCGACCACCACCUCCACCAACCAGCCCAGCAACACGACAACCGCAGCUUCCACGUCUACGACCUACAUCGUCUCUUCUCACGCCAACUCGCACGGCAGCAAUGCCAAUAAGCGCAACGAGGGUGCCAUCAUUGGUGGCGUGUUUGGCGGAAUUGCUUUGCUUGGUUUAGUGGCCGUGGUCUUCUUCAAGAUGCGCUCAAACCCCUCUUCUUACUCGCAGCUCUAA
Molecule: messenger RNA, 552 nt
Organism: Monosiga brevicollis MX1
Lineage: Eukaryota; Choanoflagellata; Craspedida; Salpingoecidae
Exons: 2
Coding region: 1-552 (183 amino acids)
Source: RefSeq, a predicted model, not a curated record